CACCGCCCCCGUCUCCGAUCGGCCUGGGCCCGGCGCAGGCGGCUCGGGGCCGGCGGCGGGCGGGGAGAGCGCGGUGCGCGCCAUGGCGCUGGGCUCGGCCUGGAAGCAGAUGUCGUGGCUGUACUACCAGUACCUGCUGGUCACCGCGCUCUACAUGCUGGAGCCUUGGGAGCGCACCGUCUUCAAUUCAAUGCUAGUUUCCAUUGUUGGAAUGGCACUGUACACGGGUUAUGUGUUCAUGCCUCAGCACAUCAUGGCGAUAUUGCACUACUUUGAAAUUGUGCAGUGAUGAAGAAUGUAUGUUGAAGAAGUAAUCAUGCUCUGAAAUCUGGUCGACAAAGAAGAUUGAACCUCUUAGUUUUAACGAGACUUCUACCAAUGUCCAAAAAGGAAAGACACAGUGAUGAUUCUGACGACUAGGAAAUGAGAUAUGUAGAGCUGGGGCACGAGAUGUCCCCUAUGUUGUGUUAAUUCCUUUUGAUUUUACAAGAUAUGCCCUUGUAUAGUAGUUUUGUCUACCUUAACAUUGUGAUUGUACUUUGAUAUCAGUAUUUUCUUAACUUUGUGACAGUUUCGAUAUUGCACUGUGAAAGCUUUUCUUAAUUGUAAUUUUGAGUAAAUCUUAAUUGCCUUCUAUUUUUAAUCAGAAAAUCAUCUAAUUAAAUGGGGCUUAAAGCUUUUGCUAUUGUAUGGUAUGUAUUUGCCUGGGUAUUUCUAUCAAUGCAUUUUUGUAAGAAAAUACAUCUAGAUUCAUAUUAGAGACAUGGAUAUAUUCGUCUAACACUAUUUACACAAAUUAGUUUGUAUUACUGAACUCAGGUGUACUGUUUUCUUGUUCAAACUUUGUUCAACAGUAUAUUUGUGCGUAUCACCUGAAUUUGGAAUUAGCAAUUAUUUCGAGUUUCUGUGCUCUGUAUGUUGGAGGAGAGUGAGAGAGAGAAAGCGCUGUAACAGUGAAGGCUGCAUUCUUUAUGUUUGAAGAAGUGCUGUGGUUAUGGUCUUUUCAUAGUGGGAACAAAAGCACUUUGCUGACAUAGGCCCACAUAAAGCUUUGGGAUAGUACUUUAAAUCAACACUUUUUCUAACAACCGAUUAAAUUGUACUUUUACAUAA
Messenger RNA from Phasianus colchicus (ring-necked pheasant), 1113 nucleotides. RefSeq names its product serine palmitoyltransferase small subunit A (gene SPTSSA). Gene Ontology annotation, cellular component: serine palmitoyltransferase complex. Gene Ontology annotation, molecular function: serine C-palmitoyltransferase activity. The record is from RefSeq and is a predicted model, not a curated record. Lineage: Eukaryota; Metazoa; Chordata; Aves; Galliformes; Phasianidae. Gene Ontology annotation, biological process: ceramide biosynthetic process.